Molecule: messenger RNA, 2409 nt
Organism: Xyrichtys novacula (pearly razorfish)
Lineage: Eukaryota; Metazoa; Chordata; Actinopteri; Labriformes; Labridae
Source: the annotation of a GenBank genome assembly
AUGCUGACUGUGAGCGCUGCCUUCUGUGUGACAGCCGCAUUGGUGGCUCUCCAGUUGGACGCUUCUUUCCCUGACGGCUUUGUUGACCGCUCAUCCCAAAACCUCUCCUCUGUGCCAGAGGACCUGCCACAGGCUGCUGAGUUUGUCGACCUUUCACAUAACCACAUACAGCAGCUUUGUCGUGGAGACUUUAAACACACUUACCUGUUGAGGUCCCUGAACAUGUCAUCAAAUAUUUUAGAAGAAAUCGAUCCACAGACCUUCCUGGACACACCCAACCUUGAAGAGCUGGACCUGUCAUACAACAAGCUGAAGAACCUGUCAAAUCAGCGGUAUCUGCUCCACACUGAGAAUCUGCGGGUACUAAACUUGACCUCUAACCAGUUUCUCUCAAUGGCACUUGGAAGUGAGUUCAGCUCUUUGGUAAAUCUGGAGAGUUUGGCACUUGGAGCAAAGAACAUCUGUAUGAACGAUUUCCAAAGCAUCACUGCAGUGAAACUACAUACUCUAAGUCUCCACCUUGAGGAUUAUCUGAAUUAUGAGGCAGGCAGCCUGAAGCUUGUCAAAGCCAAAAAGCUUCAGAUAGCUUUCACUAGUCAUCCCAGAAUGCACUAUGAUCUGUUAGAUGAUGCUCUGCUGGUCUUUGCUGAAUUGGAGUUGAUGAAUUUGCCUGAUGACUUGAGCGAUAUAGUCCAGCUGCUGGGAGAUAAAGCAGAAAUCCACACAUCUCAUCUUCAAGUCACAAACGUGACAGUCACCUGGGAAGACAUGACUGAGUAUGCAAAUGUGCUAAUGAAUACAUCUAUAACUCAUUUCAGUGUCUUUCAAGUGACCUUAACAACAUCACCAAAUGAAGACACUGAGACUGUCAAGACAACUCAAGUGAAGUCUCUUACAGCAAGCCAGGUGGGGACAACAUCUCCCUUUGGCUCACAGACCGCUAUGUGCAACUUCUUUAUCAACAUGCCAGUAGAAAGUAUAACUGUCACUAAAACCCCAAUGCUUCAUAUGACAUGUCCAAAGUCCCAGAGUCCUCUCCUCCACCUGGACUUCUCUUUUUGUGCUCUCACUGACUUCAUCUUCUCCCGAGUGGAGAGUCAAAAAAUCGUUGAGUGUGAGAAUCUGGGAAAUCUUAGGACACUGAAUUUGCACAGCAACAAUCUGAGAAGCCUUGGCUCGAUCAGCAAACGUCUGAGACUCAUGAUGUCGCUGAAAGAUCUGGAUCUCAGCCUCAACUCUCUUGUCUAUGAUGGUCUGAAAAAUUGUGAAUGGCCACCAAACAUCACCAAUCUGAUUCUUUCUUCGAAUGGUUUAACAGGCUCUGUCUUCAAUUGUCUACCAGCAGGAACGGAGACACUAGACCUCGAGAACAACAAGAUUUCUGUGCUACCACUGUCCAUCAUGAAACUGUCAAAUCUGCUGUCUCUAAAUCUGAAUCAGAACAGACUGCGGGACCUGCCAGGGUGCAACGGUUUCCCUUAUCUAAAUACGCUUUUUCUCAGAUUUAAUUCUCUCAGUGCUCCAUCUGUGAACAAACUGGAGAACUGUUCUGAACUAAAAACCCUGGAUGUUGGUUUCAACCCGUACACAUGCACCUGCGAUCUUAGGAGUUUCAUAAGUCUUGGCAUUAAGGCAGAAAAGAAGAAAAGUCAUUCAGGAAUUGAAUUGUUGGGUUGGCCAGCUGACUAUCACUGCACUUAUCCAGAGGUUGACAGGGACACCACCUUGAAUGUCAUCUCAAUCCCAGAAAUCUACUGUAAUACUGGCCUUCUAGCUGCCACCAUCCUGGGCCCAUCAGUGGCAUUGUUAAUCUUGAUAGUGUCGCUCUGCCAUUAUUGGGAUGUUCCCUGGUAUUUGAAAAUGAUUGGGCAGUGGACCAGAGCCAAACACCGCGCCAGAAGAGGAGAAGUUCGACCUGAAGAUAUGGUGGGUACUGAGUUUCACGCAUUUGUAUCUUACAGCCAACAUGAUGCAAACUGGGUGCACAAUUCUCUUCUCCCCAACCUUGAGGGACCUGCUGGGGGUCUUCGAAUCUGCCAUCACGAGAGACACUUUGUGCCUGGGAAGACAAUCAUAGAGAACAUCAUCACCUGUGUGGAGAAGUGCAGGCGCUCUGUGUUUGUUCUCUCUGCCCAUUUCGUAAAAAGUGAGUGGUGCCAUUAUGAGCUGUACUUUGCCAGUCACCAGCACCUCACUCGGGGCUCUGACAGCGUGGUCUUGGUGCUACUGGAGCCACUGCCUCAAUAUUUGAUCCCAUCAAAAUACAACCAGCUGAAGUCCAUGAUGAGCCGGCACACAUACUUGGAGUGGCCUCAUGAUAGAGCGAAACACAGGCUGUUCUGGGCUAACCUCAGGGCUGCUCUGCAAUGUGACCUGCCUGAAGCAGCUGCCACAGAGCUGCAGGAAUAA